Molecule: messenger RNA, 3584 nt
Organism: Doryrhamphus excisus (bluestripe pipefish)
Lineage: Eukaryota; Metazoa; Chordata; Actinopteri; Syngnathiformes; Syngnathidae
Gene: samd7
Product: sterile alpha motif domain containing 7
Biological process (GO): negative regulation of DNA-templated transcription
Cellular component (GO): nucleus
Molecular function (GO): chromatin binding; histone binding
Source: RefSeq, a predicted model, not a curated record
UUCCCAAGGUGCGCCGAGCCAAGCGGUUGGACGGGAGAUCACAGUGAUGUCAGGGGCAGGGAGGGCUUACCGCCGCAGAUAAGGCCCGCUAAUGGAGAUGAAAGCAAUCGCUAUUUAAAAGCUCUUUUUUAGUUAAGCAGUUAGCCCGACAGCGCGGUGGUGCGAGACUGGAGGCUGGAGGCUCGGGUCCGAGAGACGUGUCUCUGGGAUGGUCAAACUUCCGUUUUUUUCUUGAAUCCUUCUCGAACGCACCGGCUCACUGACGCUUUCGAGUGAAAGAAUCAGCAACGUGGUGACGGAUCUUGGUUGCGAAUGAUGACCCCCCGCGAGCAACUCAGGAAGAUGACGGCGCUGGGCGAGCAGGGAGCUCUGGACGAGAAGCACUGGUACCGGCUGGUUAAUGGCGUGUCUGCAAGCGAGCUGAGGCAGAGGCAGGAGAUGAUGAUGAGGAACCAGAUGGCCAUGGCGCCGCAGAUCCUCGCCCAGGGUCAGCAGAGGUUACAGGGGGUGCCGGCUCAGUUUGAACCGAGAUACAUGGAAAGGGACUUGGUCCCGCCUGCUGAGAUGGUGGCUCCUGAAGCCAGGCAGAUGCACAUGGGACCUCACCUGGGCCCCCCUUUAGCGCCACAUGCUAGUGUCCUUCCUGGAAGAACCUUUCCAGGAGCAGGCGGUUAUGGCUUCCUGCCCUCCGAGCCUCUGGAAACGGUUGCCCGGCGACAGGAGCUCCUUCACAAGCAAAACAUGGCCAGAAUGGAGAUGAACGCCAUCCUGCACCAGAAGGAGCUGGAGAACGCCCACCAGAAGGGUCUGAUGGGCAUGGAGGCCCCAAUGUCCUACCCGUCUAACCCCAUGGCCUUCAGGGGACGCCAGCGCAUACCCGAGAGCCACGACGUCUUCGUCCACCGCCCGGCCCUGGACGACCUCCACUCCGGAAGCCUGCUGAUGUCGGCUAGCCCAUAUCCGCCUGUGGGGACGCUGCACAGAGAGCGGGGCCGCAGGGUGGGAAGGAGGCCCGCCGCUCACAAGAGCGCCGAACACCCGGCGGGCAACGGCAAGGGCCCCGCCGAGGACAAGAGUGUGGAGCAAAGCCCGGGGGCUGCGUCCGGCGGGGAGGAGAAAGAAGUGGAUGUGAAGGGAGACACCGGGGACGAGGGGGCCACCGGAAAGGUGCAUCAUCAUCAUCAGAGCAAAGUGGACUCAGAGAUGGCUGCAGGAGGCAGGAAGAACUACAAGGAGGGGGAGGCGGGGCUUCGUAAGACCUGCGUCGGCGCCACAGAGGCGUGCCAGGAUGUGAGCAACAGCGGCGCCAGCGACAAGGAAGGCCAGUGCGGAUCUUUCCAGGAGAAGUUCAUGUACCCCCCAGCGGGAAUGCCGUACAUCUUCCCCGUCACUGGAAACGGCUUCCUUCCACCUGGGCCGCCCAACCUCUUCCUGAACGGCGACGAGGUGUCGUCGGACGUGAGGAAGUGGAGCGUCAACGACGUUUACAACUUCGUUAACAGCAUCCCAACGUGUUCAGAGUACGCUCAGACCUUUAAGGACCACAUGAUUGAUGGCGAGACCUUGCCCUUGCUCUCCGAGGAACACCUGCUGGACACGCUGGGCCUCAAGCUGGGGCCCGCACUCAAGAUACGCUCGCAGGUCUCACGGCGCAUGGGCAGCAUGCUCUACAUGAUGAACCUGCCGCUCCCGGCCGCCACCCUGCAGGCCGCCCCCGACAAGCCGGGCGACCCCUCGUCCGAGACGGGUUCCCCCGUCAACUGCAACAGCGAGGAGAUGAUGGCCAGCCCCCGAGAUGUGGACAUCCUUAAAGCCAGUGAACACCUCCAGGAGACAGACAACAAUUCACCUCCUUGUGCCAGCGCUGAGGCCGUGGUGUCUGUCCAAGCGUGAACAUUGGACUCUACCAUCUUGGACUCUACCAUCCUGGACUCUACCAUCCUGGACUCUCAUACAUACUAGCGAUUAGCGAUGGAAAUUAUUAUCAUCCACUUCAUAAGCUCCUGUUGACCGACAUUAGCGUAUAAAAAGCUAUUACACUACUAGCUAUUAUACUAUUAGCUAUUACACUACUAUCUUUUAUACUACUAGCUCUUACACUAUUAGCUAUUACUCAACUAGCUAUUAGCAUUACACUAUUGGCUGUUACACUAUUAGUUGUUACACUAAUAGCUAUUACACUAUUAGCUAUUAGCUGUUACACUAUUAGCUGUUACACUAAUAGCUAUCACACUUUUAGCUAUUAGCUGUUACACUAAUAGCUAUUACAAUAUUAGCUAUUAGCUGUUACACUAUUAGCUGUUAAACUAAUAGCUAUUACACUAUUAGCUAUUAGCUGUUACACUAUUAGCUGUUAAACCAAUAGCUAUUACACUAUUAGCUAUUAGCUGUUAUACUAUUAGCUAUUACACUAUUAGCUGUUACAUUAUUAGCUAUUACACUACUAGCUAUUAGCUAUUACACUAUUAGCUGUUACACUAUUAGCUAUUAGCUGUUACACUAUUAGCUGUUACACUAAUAGCUAUCACACUAUUAGCUAUUAGCUGUUACACUAAUAGCUAUUACAAUAUUAGCUAUUAGCUGUUACACUAUUAGCUGUUAAACUAAUAGCUAUUACACUAUUAGCUAUUAGCUGUUACACUAUUAGCUGUUAAACUAAUUGCUAUUACACUAUUAGCUAUUAGCUGUUAUACUAUUAGCUAUUACACUAUUAGCUGUUACAUUAUUAGCUAUUACACUACUAGCUAUUAGCUAUUACACUAUUAGCUGUUACACUAUUAGCUAUUACAUUAUUAGCUAUGACACAAACAGGCUAUUAGCUAUUUCACUGCUAGCUACUAGCUAUUACACUAUUAGCUACUAGCUUAGCUGUUGGAGCGCUAUUUUGGCUGAUAUUUAGGAACAUCUAGUCAUUUAUUUAUUGAUUUAUUUAUGUUUUGGCAUUUGAAUGUGUUACCUUUCUAAACCGUUUGAAUGGAUUGUAAAUAAAAAUGUAUUUUUUUUUUACAUUGGAAGGCGUGAUGCUCACCUAAGUGAUAAUAGCAGCAUCGAGUGAUUAUUUGUUAUAAUACAGUGUAUAAUAUUUCAUGCUAUAUUGCUGGAAUUAAUCAAGUAAAAAUUGCAUUGAAAAUAUAUUUAAAUAAAAGAAUCUACAAUGCAUAUUUUAAUGACUUAAUGGUUUGAUGGCACUCCCGUCUUUUUUCAAAUGUGGUUAUUUAUUUGAAUGAUUUUGUCUUAAAUAUUAUGGCACAAAAGCACUCAAUAUUUUUUAAAAUGUAGUUAGUUAAUUUAUUUUGUCUUUUAUGUUAUGGCACACACAAAAAAACAUAUUUUUUCAAAUUUAGUUGACGGAUUUACUUAUUUAUGGCACUAAAAAGAAGAAAACAAAAGAACUCCCAUAUGUUAGCAUUCUCCCACGGUUUGAAUUCGGUUAUUGUGUUAUUUAUAUAGUAUUUAGUUAUUAUUAUUAAUAUAGUAAUAUAUCAUCGACUUAAGUCAUUUCUACUUACAUUAUUUACGGCACAAAUAGAAUUCCAUAUACUGUAGACAAUACACGUGUAUUUACUGUUAUUAACUGAUUUUAU